Molecule: messenger RNA, 3852 nt
Organism: Pelodiscus sinensis (Chinese soft-shelled turtle)
Lineage: Eukaryota; Metazoa; Chordata; Testudines; Trionychidae
Gene: PTDSS2
Product: phosphatidylserine synthase 2
Biological process (GO): phosphatidylserine biosynthetic process
Molecular function (GO): L-serine-phosphatidylethanolamine phosphatidyltransferase activity
Source: RefSeq, a predicted model, not a curated record
AAGAGGGGGUGUGUUGAUCUUGAUGGCUCCUCUGAUGCAUUGCUGCUAUCUUAAAGCUCAGUUAAUAAGAAAAUAUCCAGAUUCGGCUAGAUCCCAGAAUUGUCAAUAGGAAAUUACUGGGAGCCUGCUGUACCAAAAGUAUAUUUAGCUAGGAAAAAACAGGAUUCAGGAGCUAUCUGGGAGAGAACACUUUGGGAAUUUGCCACAUUCAGGUUGAAUGACUGGAUCUCGCUGAGGUCUGCAGAUAGUGCCACCUUGUAAAUGGAAAAUGGGAGAGCUCACACCUUAACAGUCCUGUUCAUCCUCACAUGUGCACUGGGAUACGUAACCUUGCUUGAAGAAACUCCACAAGAUACAGCCUACAAUACAAAGAGAGGUAUUGUUGCCAGCAUUUUGGUUUUCUUAUGUUUUGGUGUCACUCAAGCUAAAGAUGGACCAUUUUCAAGACCUCAUCCAGCUUACUGGAGGUUUUGGCUCUGUGUCAGCGUUGUGUAUGAGCUCUUCCUCAUCUUUAUACUUUUUCAGACUGUACAUGAUGGCAGACAGUUCAUGAAAUAUAUCGAUCCAAAUUUAGGAGUUGCCUUGCCAGAAAGAGACUAUGGUGGAAACUGCCUUAUUUAUGAUCCAGGCAAUGAGACUGAUCCAUUUCACAAUGUCUGGGACAAACUGGAUGGAUUUGUUCCUGCUCACUUCCUUGGCUGGUACCUAAAAACACUAAUGAUUCGGGACUGGUGGAUGUGUAUGAUCAUCAGUGUAAUGUUUGAAUUUCUGGAGUAUAGUCUGGAACAUCAGCUUCCAAACUUCAGUGAAUGUUGGUGGGAUCAUUGGAUAAUGGACGUAAUCCUAUGCAAUGGAUUUGGGAUUUAUUGUGGAAUGAAGACUUUGGGAUGGCUUUCUUUGAAAACAUAUAAAUGGCAAGGACUUUGGAACAUUCCUACCUACAAAGGUAAAAUAAAGAGAAUCGCUUUCCAGUUCACACCCUAUAGCUGGGUCAAAUUCGAGUGGAAGCCAGCAUCCAGCCUGCGCAGAUGGCUAGCAGUUUGUGGCAUCAUCUUUGUAUUUUUAUUGGCAGAGCUGAACACGUUUUAUUUAAAGUUUGUCCUGUGGAUGCCACCUGAACACUACUUGGUCCUGUUACGACUUGUCUUCUUUGUCAACGUGGGAGGUGUGGGCAUGAGGGAGAUCUACGACUUCAUGGAUGACCCUAAGUUCCAUAAGAAGUUGGGUCAACAGGCAUGGCUAGUUGCUACUAUCACAGUCACAGAGUUCCUGAUUGUUGUGAAGUAUGACCCCUACACCCUAACGCUGUCCCUUCCUUUCUACAUUACCCAGUGCUGGAUCCUGGGAAUCCUACUUGUGCUCACCUGGACAAUAUGGCGCUUUUUCAUUCGUGAUAUUACCUUGCGGUAUAAGGAGAUCAGACGACAAAAGCAAGAGCACAAAUAUGAAAAGGACAAAUGUGUAAGCAAUGGUGAUGGACAUUCUCCAGUACCAGAUGAACAAAAUGGGAACAAACUGAGGGAGAGAAAAUUUUUAAUCCCAGCAACAGACUAAGUGCUAAAAGAAUAACCUGUAAAAAUCAGCUUGUUUGAGUUGCCUGUCAACCUUAUUCUACCGAAAAAGCUUCCAUUGUUUACCCAAAUCUGAAAAUCUUCUGGGGAAAGAUGUCACCAAGGAGAAAGGUGGAGAAAGACUACAAUUGACAGAAGUCAGAACCUACACUACUGAAAAAGAAGGGAUCUUUGCAUGUGUGUUAUGAAUGUGUCUCUUCCUUGCAAAAUCAAGGAUUUAGAGGAGUUUUAAAACUAAAUGCAAAGGGAAUCCAGUGAUCCUAUUUCCAAUGCUUCAUGAUAUUUCAGUUUUAACACUGGUUUGUGGGGCAUGAGGAACACUCAUUGCGUGGACUAAAUAUACAUGGCACUGAACAGUUUUGUAUUUCUGCUGAAACUACCUUGAGCUGUGAAGUAAUUAUGUAACAUUGGUUUCAUCCACCUAUUAGUAAAAGUUUAGGGACAGCAGCAAGAUGAACUUGGUGAUGUGACUGGAGUGUGUGAACAAAUUGCAUAACUUGCACAGCAUAUAUUCAGUAUACCAUUGUUACAGCCCCUGUAAUGCUGGGGUUUGCUGCCUUUCUCAAAGCUAAUUUGCAUUACCAUGAUGCAACCUAUGACUGUUUUGUACUACAUCAUAGCACUGAUUAUAUAGAAAACCCCUCCUGCUGGUUCUUUUUUAUCCAGGUCAUCUCUCAACAUAAUCGAAGUUUAGAUCAGAAUGUUAACCUCCUUUCGUUACCUAAUGGAGUAAAGUGUAUUACAAACAGAAAACUUAAUUCCAUCAAGGUCUUAAGUUACCUGCAUUAUUUUUCAGAGCUUGCCAAGAGAGCUGCACUCUUGGUUUCCGCUGUGAAGGCAGGUAAAGUUCUGCCAUCUUUCAGAGCUGUCCUGUUCCUUCCAGUUCUAAGGGUGAUGGUCUAGUAACUGUAAGUGGACUGGGAAAUGUGCAUUCUGCAAACCACUUGCACAAUAAACGACACCAAACAUUUGCUGUCCUAACUGACAAAAGAAUCAGGCUACCUUGAUCACUUGUGGCCCUUUCCUGAGUGAUGGUGCUGCAUAUACCUACUGUUGCCAGCAAUACUAUGUCUCAGAACAGAAUUGGAAAAUUGGUGUUCAUUUCUAAUGUGGCUGCUCCUAAAAUGUAUUAAUCACAGUACAACAUCAGUUUGUCCCUUAUUGUCCUGGACACAGGCCUCUAAUGUAACUGAGAACUUUAACCACAUCAUUUUUACUCUAAAAAUAUAGCCGCUUACUAAUCAUAUUAAACACUACUUUUAAGAGAAGCUUAUUUAUCAAGAAAAUAAUAUAAAUACAAAAACAGAGUGAAAAGUCUGAAUUUAAACAGCUUUGCUCUCAAACUUUCAAUGGUAGCUGAAGACGCUCAAGCUAAAGCUUCUGUCUGCAGCGAAGCACAAAUCUUGGACCCAUUUUGGGCUCAUACUUGAAUGACAAGCAAAAUGUGUCUCUCCCAUGUUGAUGGUAAUAUACUUUUAAACACUGCGCAGAGUAGAAUCUACUUGGAAAAUUCUCCAGUGUGUGCACCUAAAAAGUGCAACAAAUGAAACAGAAUCUACGGGCAAAGGAGGCAGGGUCGGUGGAAUACAGAGACUGCCCUUCAUGAUGGUGAGCAGUACAUUGAGGGGAGGUUGAUCAGUAUGAGGGGUCAGAUGAGGCUUCUUCCUUGAUUGUGCAUAAUGUACUGUUGUGAGCCCUUUCUCAGCUGCUGUCAAACUCUAGGAUUUAUCUGCUGUCAUGUGAUGAAUGCUAUGGCUGUGUAACUAGAUGUUAACAGAUUCUUAAAUGGAUAAAUGCUGAGUUGAGCAGAUCAUGUAUUUGUAAAACUUUUUCCACCCCGAGUAAUAUUUUUACACAUUCAAAUGUAUCCAUACCAGUCUUAACAGCUAACUGACUUUUAGUGGGUAAUAUUAGUGUACAUGUGGUAGUGUGGUCCUAGGUGUGCCAGGCUCAGAUGUGUAUCUUUUCAUUCAGUGUUUGUGCUUGGUCACACCAUUGUCCCUUUUCUAACUUGUCUUUGAGUGCAUAAACAUUCCUGUUUCCUUUUCAUGAUUCUGGCAGGUGGAGUGGGGUGAAGUUGGCAUUUUAUUCUUUUUUUCCCCAAGGACUUUGAUAUGCAAAGUUGAAGGAAUUAUGGAAAAUACCCACUUCCUAAUUCUGAAGCUGGUGUACUAGUCAAAACAUUAAUUGGUGUCUAUCUACGUUAACUUAAACGUAGAGCUUUUAAAGUUACAGGCUGGAUAACUGAACAAAUAAAAUGUUUGCUGGUGUAUUCUUGGUA